Messenger RNA from Brassica oleracea var. oleracea, 2156 nucleotides. RefSeq names its product telomere repeat-binding protein 5-like. The transcript has 10 exons. NCBI's taxonomy places the organism in Eukaryota, Viridiplantae, Streptophyta, Magnoliopsida, Brassicales, Brassicaceae. The record is from RefSeq and is a predicted model, not a curated record. Bases 196 to 2001 code for a protein of 601 amino acids.
UUGUUUCCACACAAACAAAAGGGUUUUUUCGUUUUCACAGAACUUCGACAACAAAAAAUAAACAAAAAGAGAAAAGCCUUUCCUUAUACCUUUCGUUAGAGACUUCGCCUGCCUUGUUUCGGAGAAAACGGUUAAUUAAUCCGUGACAAAGCAUUACAUCCUUUUGUUGAAUGUCUGAAACUUGUUCUUGAAAUCAUGGUGUUGCAAAGGAGGCUUGAUUAUGGAUUCAAUGGCUAUGAGGUGCCUCCUACACCUCGAGCUACAAGAUCACCAAGAAAGAGUGCUUUCAAGAAGAAUCAAAUAUCUUCCUUCGAUUUGUUGGCUGCAGUAGCUGGAGACCUUCUGCUUGAAAGUGGUGGCAAUUCUUCUUCCUCAAGUAACAACGCCAUAGGGGAUGGUAAUGAAGAAGAUCAGUGUGCGGUUAAGACAGAACCGCUUUAUGGCGGUGUUCAAAAGGUGGUAGAGGAGAGAAACUGUGAUCACAUUCAUGACAAUAAUGCUGAAAGGAGAUUCUUUGUCUCUGAGAUCCUUCCAAAAACUCAUGGAAUGGAAAGCUUCGAUAGAUCUCCACCCCCUCCCAAAGAUUUCCAUUUUGGAUCUACCUCUGGUGUAACUUCUGAUUCCUCGGAGAAGCUUGGCACUCAAGAAUUAGGUCAGAGUGUUUGUUUUAGGUCAGAGACUAACGAUAAGAUAUCAAUGCAUGGGAGGCUAACAAAUAAUUGUGAACCAGAGUUAACAAGGAAUGUUGUAGCCGAGGAUAAGCAUCAUAUAGGUAGUUGCUUCAAGAAACCAAUUCCUCCUUCGGUAUGCUCUGAUGAUGGUGAAAACUUCUCAGCACGUUACACAACAAAAACAUUUAGGUCAACCCUUAGAAUAGGAGAUAGAAAAAUAAAGAAAGUUUUGGCUUCAAAGUAUUGUAAAGUCUCUUCAAAGCAGAAAGAUACAACGGUUAAUAAUUCAGACUUAGACCUGAAGCCUAGUUACUACAACAAGAAACCUUGUCUGAAAAGCUUAAGAUCAGAGAGGAGAUAUCCAAUCAAGAAAAGAAGAUACUUUGAUGGUUAUACAGCUUCACAAUCAGAAGAAACACCUAAAAAGGGUUCAGGUUUUAUGUCAACCAUAGCUUGUCAGAAGCAGCCAGCUUUACAAUCAAGAGAUUCUCACGUGAAACUUGGAAUCAAGUCAUUUAAAGUUCCUGAACUUUUCAUUGAAAUUCCAGAGACUGCUACUGUUGGUUCGCUUAAGAGGACAGUGUUGGAAGCUGUGACCACCAUACUUGAAGGUGGACUACGCAUAGGUGUUCUUGUCCAUGGAAAAAAAGUUAGAGACGACAGUAAAAUGCUUCUUCAGAGUGGAAUCUCUCUAGACACUCUCUCAGACACCUUAGGCUUUUGUCUUGAGCCCAAUCCUCCACAAUCCACAAAACCGCUGUCUCCUGAAGAUUCUGAUUGUGUCCGUCCAUUUAAUGUACCUCACUCUCUAACAAGGUGUCUUGCAUCACAAGGGAAACAUGCUAAACCUAGUAACUCUGUAGAAAGUGACCUUGACUCCAAACCCUCUGCACCAAAUAGGGCCAAACCCGUCUACUCCAGAGCAUUGAUUCCUGUAGCUCCUCCUCUGCAUGCUCAGGCUUUAAACGUAGUCCCACCUCGGAAACCUAAGCGGUCUGAGGUGGCUCAGCGCAGAAUCCGUAGACCUUUCUCUGUUGCAGAAGUUGAGGUCCUUGUUCAAGCUGUGGAGAGACUUGGGACCGGAAGGUGGCGUGACGUAAAGCUGCGAGCGUUUGAUAAUGCAAAGCACCGGACUUAUGUCGAUUUGAAGGAUAAGUGGAAAACGCUGGUGCACACAGCAAGAAUAUCGCCACAACAAAGGAGAGGUGAGCCAGUUCCACAGGAGCUCUUAGACAGGGUACUGAUGGCUCAUGCCUACUGGUCCCAGCAACAAGGGAAACAACAGUUGCUGGAGGGACCCCAUAAGCUCGAGACCAGUCUUGGUCUAUAGACUGGGAAAGAAAUGUUAUCUUCGCGGCGUGAAAAUGGACGUUAGCGAGAUGAAACUGAUCUUUUUUACUUUCAUAUAUACUUUUUUGUUUAUUUGUUAUGUUAUGUAUUUGAAAAUAUUCAUUGUGUAAGGAAAAAAAGGAAUGGAAUGUGGUG